AUGCCAUUCUGUGAGUAUAUACUCUUUGAUGAAAACCAACUUGAAUCAAUUUCUAGAAACAAAAGCCUUGAGUUAUUAGCUGACAAUCAUUCUUCACCGAAAAAAUUGGACGAGCAGUCUUCCAAAACGGUUGUUGUAGAAGAACGGAAGGAAAUUAAGGAUGUUAGGAAAGAAGAUAAGAGUUCUAUAGUGACGGUUACAAAAGCCACAUUCAUCGCUGCGAAGAGUGAAAUUCACGUUUCACCCAUGAAAGGACGCGCUCCAACAAUGGGUAUCCACAAUAUCAUUCAAUCACAAAGUCCCUCGAUGGCCAGCAAUGAUAGUGACAGUGAGUACGUCCAGGAUGAUAUUCAUAGUGGACCGUCUUCUGAUUCUCAAGAAGUCAUGGCUGAAGACAUAUCAGACGCAGAUGUGAUAACUAUUGAGCAUAACGAAGUUGAAACUAAAAAAGUGGAAACUGAAACAGAUGAUAUAAUAAUCUUAUCAACGGUAGAAAAGCCAACACCGAAGAAACGCUCACGCUCAGAUGAACUAAAUCUAUCGGAUGUUUCAUCUGGCAUAAGAGAACUUUCAUCUCCUCUCAAAGAAAAGAUUCAUGGAAAAGUUUCUGAAGGGAAGAUUCAUGAGAAAGUAUCUCAAGGAAUAAUUCAGGGAGAAGCAUCUCAAGGAAAGAUUCAGGGAGAAGCAUCUCAAGGAAAGAUUCAGGGAGAAGCAUCUAAAGAAAAGAUUCAUAAAGAAGCAUCUAGAGAAAAGAUUCAUAUAGAAGCUUCUAGAGAGAAGAUUCAUGUGGAAGCAUCUAUAAAGAAGAUUCAUGUCGAAGCAUCCAGAGAGAAGAUUCAUGUAGAAGCAUCUAAAGAGAAGAUCCCUGUAGAAGCAGCAUCUAAAGAAAGAAUUCCUGUAACAGCAGCUAAAGAAAGGAAUCCUGUAACAGCAUCUGAAGAGAAGAUUUCUGUAGAACCAUUCAAAGGAAAGAUUCCUGAAGAACCAUCUAAAGAGAAGAUUCCUGUAGAACCAUUUAGAGAGAAAAUUCCUGUGGAAACAUCUAAAGGAAAGAUUCCCGUAGAAGCAUCUAGAGAGAAGAAUCCUGUAGAACCAUUUAGAGAGAAAAUUCCUGUGGAAACAUCUAAAGGAAAGAUUCCCGUAGAAGCAUCUAGAGAGAAGAUCCAUGUGGAACCAUCUAGAGAGAAAAUUCCUGUGGAACCAUCUAAAGGAAAGAUUCCCGUAGAAGCAUCUAAAGAAAAAAUUCCUGUAGAACCAUUCAAAGGAAAGAUUCCUGUAGAAGCAUCUAAAGGUAACAUUCCUGUAGAAGCAUCUAAAGGAAAGAUUCUCGUAGAAGCAUUCAAAGGAAAGAUUCCUGUAGAAGCAUUCAAAGGAAAGAUUCCUACAGAAGCAUUCAAAGGAAAGAUUCCUGUAGAAGCAUUCAAAGGAAAAAUCCCUGUAGAACCAUCUAAAGGAAAAAUUCCUGUAGAUCCAUCUAGAGAAAAGAUCCAUGUGGAACCAUCUAGAGAGAAAAUUCCUGUGGAACCAUCUAAAGGAAAGAUUCCCGUAGAAGCAUCUAGAGAAAAGAUUCCUAUAACAGCAUCUAGAGAAAAGAUUCCUGUAGAACCAUCUAAAGGAAAGAUUCCUGUAGCAGCAUAUAAAGAGAAGAUUCAUGUAGAAGCAUCUAAAGAGAAGAUUCAUGUAGAAGCAUCUAAAGAGAAGAUUAAUGUAGAAGCAUCUAAAAGCAAAGCUAGUGAAGAUGGUCAAGCGACUGAAGUGUGUACAGCAGGAAGCCGAACCAGUAUUAAAAAAAUUACUUCAAAAGUUCUUCGAGAAAGCAUUUCAAGCGAAGAAUCAGAUGAUGAGUUCGGGAAGAUGGAGCUGUUACCUAUGAGAGAAGAAUUAGCUAAUUUGACUGUUGCAAAUGAGGAAGAAGUCCAGUCAGUCGUGGCUCAAGUCCGCAUUGUCAAAAUAAUUGACUCACCUAAGCCUGAAAUUUCUCGCUCUAAACUUGACGGCACUGAUCGUAUAAGUGAUGUUACCGCAUGUAAAGAUUCAAUAUCAGAUGAAAACAUGGAAGUGGACUCGGACGAUACAGAACGCUUCUUCACAGAGAGACCCAAAAGGAGGACAUAUGCAGCUCGGAAAGCCGAAGGAGAUCAUCUUGUAGAGAGAAAAAGUGUAUCUUCUCCCACUAAAUGUGAAGCGAACGAAAAACCUGGUACUCAACUCGAUGUGAAAAAACCUACAGUUAAGCAAUCUGAGUUGAAGUUGCUCGAUAUGCGUGAACUCGCUUUGAAACAACUGAAGGAGGGCAAGGAGAGAGAGGCAAGACUCGCUGAAACAAAACAGUUCAAUGGAUUAGUUUCUACAAGCGAGCCAUCAACUAAAACACCAUUCAUGUUUUUCCAUAGGAUCAAGUAUUUGUAA
Molecule: messenger RNA, 2409 nt
Organism: Auanema sp. JU1783
Lineage: Eukaryota; Metazoa; Nematoda; Chromadorea; Rhabditida; Rhabditidae
Source: the annotation of a GenBank genome assembly